UAACAAUCGCAACUUCCAAACGACCCCUUACAAUUGGGGAAAGAAGUGGGGCGAGAAGACACCUCCAGAUUUGUGAAUCAAGAGCUCCGCAAACCGACUUAAAUACAGGAAUGGCAACAACACAAUUGGGGAAGCUCCAUCGUGAGCAGCAGGGUGUACCUCAGCUAAUUUACUCUUUGGAUACAAACUCCUUUGAGUCCCUUGUUCAUUAAGGAUUCGUAAAUUUUAGCACCGCUGGUUCAACUUGCUUCAUUCCUCCAUUUAUUUUUCUAUGGAUAACAAAAACAAAAGAAAAUAUCAAAGAAAUAAAACAGUGGAGAAGCUAGUUCUUUUUUCCGACAUGACUCCUGCGAGUUCCUGGCGAGGCUCCGGUGACCCCUCUCCAACGAGUUUUCGUGGAAAAUUUUCAGCUCCCUCGUCAUUUCAUCACUUCCACCUCGACCCUACUUGAGUCUCCAGGUUUGUUUUUAACCUUUGCUUAUCAAUUGUUGGAGAAUCGGAUUAGGGUGUGAGGUGAAUUUUUGUGAAUUAAUGCUUGAAUUUAGAAAUUAGGGCGAAAGAUUAGUCGAAUAAUGUGUUUGAAUGAUGUUAGAUGAUGCAUGAACUUAAUUGAGCCUUGUUGGGCAUAAAUUUUGGUGCAAUCUGUGGUUGAAUGGGAAAUUUGCCCACCAAGUGCGAAAAUGUGAAUGAAUGUGGAUCAAUGAUUGUGGUUGAUGGUUGGAAGUCAUCGGGGUAUGGUUUAGGUUUAAUUUCAUGUGUUGAUAAUCCGUGAACCACCUAGAACCAUGCCUCGAUGAGAUUUGUGCGCAUUUGAGCUUAGUUGUCCAAAAGUCGGUCUUAUGAAAGCCUUCAAGGCACAGGACCGUAGUGGAAGCCUAAGUGUGGGGGAAAUCUUUUCCCCACUUGAUGUGAAACUGACAGUUAUUUCUACGUAUGGUGUGUGUUUCGAGUGUUGUUGUAUGAUGGUUGACCUGAGCCAUCCGUACUUAAUAGAGCUCAAAAGGUGGUCGAACGUUGAAAAGGAAGUGAGGUUUUGGGCACUGUCUUGGACUGGAGUCCACUGGAAAAUGGACUUCACUCAUAUCGAUGGCAUUUACUAUGGAGAUAUCAUGCGAGAGGCUAUGGCACACUCACAAUGGCGCCAGCAUCUCCAGUUCGAAGACAACAUCUAUGCGGAGCUGUGUGUAGAGUUCUUCAGCACAUUGUGCAUCCUGAAAGAGACCGACAAUGGGGCAACCGACUCGCUUCGUUAGUUUCCGCUUGGAAGGUGUGCCUCAAAGAAUGUCUUUCCACCAACUUGCUAAAGUAAUGGGAAUCCCGAGAGGUCGGAAGAAGUGUGGGAGGCAGAUACCCUCAAAUUUUUCGAUGCGCAAUCUGCUUUGAAGAAGUUUUACCUCCCAGAAAUGCGCCAAACCCGAUUUGUCCCAUCCCGCUCUUCGGCAUCUACGCUCAAGCCACAAUGGUGUGUCAUCAACACACUCCUUACUCAUUCUCUCUACCCAAGCUACAUGUGCGCAAACAAGAUCACCGUGAGAGCAUUGCUAGCAUUCACCUCCAUGACGGACCCCUCCAGUCAACUUCACCUUGGCUCGAAUCUGGCAACCUCUUUCAGCAGGGCUCUUAGUGGCAGUCGAUGCUACGUCACAUCUUUAGGCCCCUACAUCACCCACCUGGCUCGACAUUUCAAUGUCAACCUCGAGUGUUGCAAAAAGGGAGGGCGCUCCAUAGGAUUUGGGGAGGAUACCUUAAGAGCCAUGAAGUUGCUUCGAGUCUUCGGACCAUUUUGCUAUAUCGAGGGACUCUCCCUCCCACCAAGCGUUCCUCCCCAGGAGAAGCCACCCACCAGAGCUCCCGGCCACCGCCGGCGACCCCUGGCACCACCUUUAUCAGUUGCAUCAUCAUCAGGGGCCGGACCCUCUACCUCAAGACGCCGCCUCGAGGAGCGAGUGGAUCGCUUUGAGGCAUAUUAUGUGGGAGUCACUACUCGGAUUGACCGCACCAUCGAUCUGGUAGAGAGGAUGGCUCGCGGCCAGGGCGUCCUCUCCGAUGACGAGUAGUGAGCUUGCCACGAUGAGGUAGCCAUCGAGGGAGACACGUGGCAGAGCCGAUUUCAUUCACCCCACUUCUCCACUUGCAAACUCUGAACUCUUUUUCUUUUCUCCUUAAAUAGUGUGUGAACUAGUACCUUGUAAGUUCUUUAUGUUGAAUCGUAUUGUGGACCCUUGUUAUGUGUAAUAACCUCGCUUCGAGCGAGAAUGUUCUUGUGUUUGUGAUUUGUUUUGUUUCUCCCUUGAAGCUCAAACAUCCUACCCCGUGAAUUUCUCCAAUUGUCAUUCACCACGCCAUGUGGUAACAUCGUUCUACCCCCUAUUUUACGCCAUUGAGGGCAAUGUCGAGCUUAUGUGUGUGUGUGUGUGGGGGGGGGGGGGGGGGGUAGUAGUCUAUUAUGCUUGUGUGUGUGAGUUAAUGCUUGGAGCCUUGAUGUAUGCCCAAAUUUGAAAAAACAUUGAGGGCUCCAAGCAAUGCAUGAUCAAAAUGCCGGUUAAUGGGUAAAUCUCGUACUUAUUUGGCAUCAAUCUUGAGUUGUUACAUGUAAUAGAGUGCAUCCUAUUAUUAUUAUGUCUGAGAGUGCAUUAGGAUUGUGCAAAAGUUUAGUUCUCAUGUGUGCUUGAAUGAAUGGAUGUCUUGACU
This is a messenger RNA of Linum trigynum, 2691 nucleotides long. NCBI's taxonomy places the organism in Eukaryota, Viridiplantae, Streptophyta, Magnoliopsida, Malpighiales, Linaceae. The record is from the annotation of a GenBank genome assembly.